AUGGCUCCUCCAGCACUUGUAGCUCCUCAGCCAGUGGCAACGGCCGCCGAGAAUUCUCUCAAAUCUUACUACAAGACCAAGAUUGAGGAUUUGCAGCAAAGACUACACGAAAAAUCACAGAAUGUUCGUCGUCUUCAAGCACAGAGAAACGAGCUCAAUUCUAAAGUUAGAUCGUUGAAGGAGGAGUUGAUGCAGCUUCAUGAGCAAGGCAGUUAUGUUGGAGAGGUGUCGAAGGCGAUGGACAAGAAAAAGGUUUUGGUUAAAGUGGGUUAUUUUAGUUUUUUGUUGGUUUUUAGGUAUUGCUGUCGUUUUUGAAGUUUUUCAUAUUUGUGGAAGCAAAUGAUAUUUUUUGCUAUAAAAGGCUAAUAUAGAUGUCCGUAAAUUUGUUAUUUACUAUUUUGCAUGUUUUACAGCCUUUAUUGGUUGAAAAAUGGCACUGUUUUGCAUAUGAACCAUCUUUUCGCGCAUUUCGUCGCGUGUCUGCGUAGUGUAGUGGUAGUGGGUUUGUCCUUUGGUUCUAAAGUAGCGGGGUUCGGGGAAACAUGAGUGAAGUCAAAGUAAUCUUGUUCUUUGAUAUUAAUUAGUUUCCCCAAAGCAUCCAUCCCGUUAUAGUUGCCGUAUACUUCUUCAUUGGGUAUUGCGGUAGUCUUUCAACGGUUAUAUUUACCUAAUUUUGGCUUUUUUAAGUUUUGCUUGCACUAGGGGAGGGUAUAUUUAUCAUUUUAGGUAUAUUUCAUUAUAAUUUUUGUGUUUACAUUGUCUUUUUACGUUUUGGUUUUAAAAGUAGUAUUUUAGGUACAUCCAGAAGGCAAAUACGUAGUAGACAUUGACAAAAGCAUCGACAUCAAUCAAGUCAACACUGGAGCACGUGUAGCCCUUCGCGCCGACUCCUAUGCUCUUCACAAAGUCCUUCCAAACAAAGUGGACCCUCUGGUCAGUUUGAUGAUGGUCGAAAAGGUCCCCGACUCAACCUACGAAAUGAUUGGAGGUCUGGAUACUCAAAUCAAGGAAAUCAAAGAAGUUAUCGAGUUGCCAGUUAAGCAUCCAGAACUGUUUGAAGCUUUGGGUAUUGCUCAACCCAAGGGAGUGUUGUUGUAUGGUCCUCCCGGUACAGGAAAAACCCUGUUGGCUAGAGCUGUGGCUCAUCAUACUGCUUGCACGUUCAUCAGAGUAUCUGGUUCUGAAUUGGUGCAAAAGUUUAUUGGUGAAGGUGCUAGGAUGGUGAGAGAGCUGUUCGUCAUGGCUAGGUGGGUAUUUAUGUAUUUUAAAUAAUUUAUGACAUUUUUAUUUAAAUUAGUUUUAUGUUGUAGUUCUAGGUGGAAUAUUAAGGUAAAUAAACGGUUUAUGCUUGACUAACGGUCACUUUAUACUAAUUUUGUAUUUUAGAGAACACGCCCCAUCAAUUAUCUUCAUGGACGAAAUCGAUUCUAUUGGUUCAUCUCGUGUUGAAGGUCAUUCCGGUGGAGAUUCAGAAGUCCAACGUACCAUGUUAGAACUCUUAAAUCAGCUGGACGGCUUCGAAGCCACAAAGAACAUUAAGGUCAUUAUGGCCACUAACAGAAUCGACAUCCUGGACCCCGCCCUCCUCCGUCCAGGUCGUAUCGAUCGUAAAAUUGAAUUCCCAGCUCCAGACGAGAAGGCCCGUGCUGAUAUCCUCAAGAUUCACUCGAGAAAGAUGAAUCUGAUGAGAGGAAUCAACAUGCGCAAGAUAGCCGAAGCCAUCCCCGGAGCGUCGGGAGCCGAAGUCAAGGCCGUCUGUACCGAAGCCGGCAUGUUCGCCCUAAGGGAACGUCGUAUUCACGUCACGCAGGAGGACUUUGAAAUGGCCGUGGGCAAGGUGAUGCAAAAGGACUCGGAGAAGAACAUGUCGAUCAAGAAGUUGCUGAAGUAAAGGAUCUAACUUGUACAAUCACUAAAUAUAUUUUAUUCGGUUUAUUUGGAAUAAACUUAAUUUCAGAGGUUUGAGAGAGGUUUGGCUGGGUGUUAAGGACUUUGUAUGUUAAGGUAAAAGUUUUUUGAGCUUGUAUUGGUUUAAAAUUUGGCGAAAUGGUGGUUUAAAAGCUAUUAUUGGAAGAGAAAUUGAUGGAAAACUUAAGGUUUUGGCUUUUUUUGAAAAAUUUUGAUUUUUUUUUAUUUUAAAAAUUCGAAAGAAGAAUAACAAGAUAAAAAAUUAAAAGCACUUUUUGGAUCACCAAAAAUUUGCAUAGAACAAAAAAUAUGCUCAGUUCGGCCUCAUUUCCGCGACUCAUCCACAUUCCGUACGGUCGAACACUCCCGGAAGCGGUUGAAUCUACUUCUUUCCAAGAACAAGGACUUGAACGGAUUCGAAUGUAAGUUCUGGAUAUCGUUUUGGAUUGUUUUAGGUUUCUUGGAGCUAGGUUUGGCCAAUUUGCUAUUUUAUUUUAAGAUUUGUGGAGGAUUUUGGGCUUAAAAGUUGAGUUUAAAAGCUAUUUUUGAUGUUGUUGUAGGCUGUUUUGUGCUGUUUUUGGUAAAAUAGAGCUUGAUAACGCAAUCUCUUUGUGAAUUUUACAAUAUUAACAUUGAAAAAUUAUAUACCUUCGUAUUUUUUGCUGUAACAACCCCUAAAAACAACAUCUCCUUAAAGAUCUUGCUGUAUUACCCUCAAAAACCUACAUCAAUAUCUUGUAUCCCAUUUCCAGUUAA
Molecule: messenger RNA, 2664 nt
Organism: Bursaphelenchus okinawaensis
Lineage: Eukaryota; Metazoa; Nematoda; Chromadorea; Rhabditida; Aphelenchoididae
Source: the annotation of a GenBank genome assembly